AUGCCUACUGGUGAAAUAUUCCAGAUGCUAAGAAACAAUUGUUCGAUCUACGAUCCGUGCAGUUCAUAUGGCUACUGUUAUGAUGAUGACGAAGGUCAAUGGGCUUGUGAAUGCAAGUUUUGGUGGGAAGGAGCUCUAUGUGAUCAACAAUCAAGCAGUGGCACACAAGUGAUUGCUCUGGGCGUCAUAUUAGGAUUCAUGAUGAUCGUUAUAUUUGGUAUUCGUUUGAAUCGCUACUUGAAAAAGAGGCGUAAAACUGUGACAUCAAAAACUCAAUUCAAAUGCAAAGACAUUAAAAUAAAUCAAACUUCUUCGAAAGAAUUAUCGAAAACACGUUAUCCUUCUCAUAAACUCUCUCGUUUUCUGAUGGGCCUAAGUACUGUUUUACUUUGUUUUUUAACUUUGUCAAUCAAGUGGAUUCUGCUUAAACCAAUUCACAUUAGCAUGACUGAGAAACUACAUCAGCGCCUACCUCUCUUCUUUCAACAACAUGCCCUCUGUCCAAUCAUUGAGUUACGCAAAGAAUUCAAUAUUAUAACGUUUCCAAUAGCCUGUCUCUUGAUAUUUAUGUUUGCUAUGAUGCAGAAACGGAAUCAAUCAAAAACGAAACGUUGGUUUCAAGUUUAUGGAGCUUUGCCCAUACCCGUGGAUUUUUUUGCUCAUGUCAAGCGAACAUUUUCCGCAGUUAUCUUUGCUAUUUAUGCUGACGAAUUAUUACAUAUUGCAAAUGAAUUGAUCAGCGAUGACGAUACACCAUCAGAUCAAGGAGUCAUUUUGGUUUAUGUGCUACAAAUUACUAGAGUUCUCAUCAUUGGCCUUCGACGUUAUCCUAUUCUUGCUGCUGUCUAUUUGAAUACAGUAUUCACUUUAUUGUGUGCAACUCUAUAUGCUUGGUUUGAUUUUGCCAUCGCUAUAUUUCACAGUAGUUUAUGUCAGAGUGAUUUUUAUCCAACUGACAAAAACUUCAAUAAUACUGAAGGACAACAAUUGAUUACGAAAUUUAAUUACUAUGGCACUGGUAUGAAGCUGCUCUAUUUCCAGUUGGGUACAGAUGUUCCUCAAUAUUUAUGUCUGGCUUAUAUUAGUAUCAAAUUACCAGUAUUGUUAUACAGACGUAUUCGACGACCGAAGGAAACCAUCGAUGGAUUGACGCGUGAACAAGAAAUUUUGUUGUAUUCUUCAUUACCUCAUUCGACAGAGACUCAGUAUGUGAGAAAUUUGUUUGGAAUAAUAGUGAUUGGCCCUUCCAAUCAUCGAUACGCAUGGAUUUCUCGAUACAUUUACCGUUGGCGAGAUGACUUUCGAUUUUCAUCACGUGUCCUCUCGGUUUAUGCAUCUGUUUUUCUUCUUCUCUUUUUCAUCACAGUUCAGAUGAUUCUUCAUGGUUUGCCAUUAUUGCAUGAACUGCAACAAAGUUUACAAGCAUGGAUCGAUUUCAUUAUCAGUGCGAUCAAGCCACCGCGAGAAAACUCGGCGCAAAAGACAAAAUCAGAAUUUCAACUUCCCGAUCUUAUUCAAGUCUAUCUGAUAGCGAUCACCAUUACUUUGACGAUUAUUAUCAAUCAGUUGUUCGUUAUGCUUGUUGCUAUUCGUCGAAAUCUUCUACAAGCUUUUCGUGGAGACGAUUGUGAAAUUCCACAACGAACGCCAUCAGACAGCAUAGAGCAAACUGGUAGUAGUGUUCAUUUUGCUGGCUACUUUAUCGGAUAUCUUCUAUGGGGCUACAUGCUCGUCGGAGUUCUAGCAAUGAUCAUCGCACUGAUUGGUUGCUCAUUUAUUCGUUUCGGUAGUGUUCGUUUCGUUGAAUAUAUUCUUAAAAGUGCCAUUCCAAUUUUGUUAAUUAUCGGCUUUAAAGGUUAUUUGAACGAUCUUCUAUCUCAAUAUGUCUUUCUACACCAAGAUGGCAAUACUUUGUCGUUGAAAAAUCGUCGUCUAUUUAUGGUGUUUGUUUAUUUUAACUUCUUCCUGGAUGCUUUUCUUGGUUUAAUUUCUUCAAUAACCCGUAUUGGACGAAGUAUCAUUGGUGGCAUUCUUUACAUGUGCCGUUUGGAUUAUGCAACGACAGGAAGAAAGUUAGAAACAAUGGACGAAGGUUUCAGUGCCUAUUGUGGUUUCAUUCAUAUGGAGUGUGCUCAUCGGCAUCCAGUGAUGCUAUUUUUUGCCAGUCAUCUUCUGCGACAAUAUCUCGGAUCAUCUAAAAACGUAUCUCGAGCACGCCAUAAAUGGCAUUUAGUGGCGUUUUUAUUAACUAAUCCAAUGUUAAUCUACCGACGAAAAGGAUAUCUUGCACGAUCUCAUAUAGCUGAAAAGCACUUAAUGUUAAUGGACCUGAAAAGAUCUCAGACGGACUGCAUUGAACAACCAACCCACAAAAUCAAUCAUCAUGUUAAUAUCAUCUCACAAGUUGAUAUGAACGAUUUUAUGCAACAGCAACAACAUUUUUAA
Molecule: messenger RNA, 2445 nt
Organism: Rotaria socialis
Lineage: Eukaryota; Metazoa; Rotifera; Eurotatoria; Philodinida; Philodinidae
Source: the annotation of a GenBank genome assembly